Ustilago hordei is the source of this 627-nucleotide messenger RNA. RefSeq lists its product as uncharacterized. The coding region runs from base 1 to 627 and encodes 208 amino acids. Gene Ontology annotation, cellular component: endomembrane system; membrane. The transcript is spliced from 2 exons. Lineage: Eukaryota; Fungi; Basidiomycota; Ustilaginomycetes; Ustilaginales; Ustilaginaceae. The record is from RefSeq and is a predicted model, not a curated record.
AUGGACCAGCUCAAACACCGCCUCUUCGGCCAACCUGAUCCACCCACCACCUCCCUCCUGAUCACCAAACUUCAACGCUUGGCAGAAUCCAUCUACACCAACCCACUCAAUCUCCUCCUUCUCCUCGCUCUACUCUACAUCCUCAUCCCACUCAUCCGACCCUCAUCUCCAACAUCAUCACGCUGGACCCCGACCCCCGCCGAAGCACGCUCGCAUCUCUCCGCCCCCUCCAAUAGAUACACCUACCUCCCGUCCCAACAUCCAGACACGGUCGAAUGGACCAAAUACAUCCCCCGCACACUUGCGGUCUUCGACGGAACCGGUAACUCUUCCGACUCUGAUGGAUCGCGGAUCUUGCUAGCGAUCAAUAGGAAAGUGUUCGACGUGACAAAGGGCAAGACCUUUUACGGUCCAGGUGGACCUUAUGGUAACUUUGCAGGAAGAGAUGCGAGUAGAGGAAUGGCAAAACAGAGUUUCGAUAUGGAGAUGUUAACACCUUUAGAUCAGCCGAUUGACAAGUUGGAGGAUUUGACCCCGAGCGAAUUCAAAAACAUGAAAGAGUGGGAAGCUCACUUUACAGGCAAAUAUGGUAUUGUUGGCGAGCUUAUUGAUGAAGACCAGGCCUGA